Microthlaspi erraticum is the source of this 1023-nucleotide messenger RNA. NCBI's taxonomy places the organism in Eukaryota, Viridiplantae, Streptophyta, Magnoliopsida, Brassicales, Brassicaceae. The record is from the annotation of a GenBank genome assembly.
AUGGAUAGCAUGAGUGAGGCAUUUGAUCAAAUGCAAAUGGUCAAGGAUGUUCUAGCCAACAGUGAUAAAGUUUCAGAGGUCCUACAAGAGUCUACUCAUCAGUUCAACCUGCUUACUUCACCCACCUUCCUACCAAAGGUCAAGGAUCAAGGGAAAUUCACUCUCCCUUGCACACUUGGGCAUCUUGAGAUUGACAAUGCCUUAGUGGAUUCUGGAGCAAGCAUCAAUCUGAUCUCUCUCUCCAUGGCAGAGAAGCUAGGCAUAGCUGGAGCCUUGCAGCGCCCUACUACUUCAAUCAUGUUUGGAGAUGCAACUUCUAAGUCUCCUCUUGGAGUGUUCAAGAACUAUCACUUGAAAAUUGGAGAAUGCAUCAUCCAAACUGAUCUCACUGUGAUGGAAAUGGAAGAAGAGAAGGAUUUGCCUUGUUAUUGGGAACCCCUUUCCUUACCUAGAGGUUCAGACUUUUGUGCCACAAUUGACAGUACCAAUCUCAGUUCUAAGAGUCAUGGAGCUACAAAGGUUGUGAAGGAAAGGGUUGACAAGGAACCAAGAGUUGGGAAGGAUAAGGAUGAGAGAGGACCAAGGAUUGAGAAGCCACGUCUUGAGAGGGCUAGAGUUGAGAAACCACGAUCUGAUAGGCCAAGAGCUGAGCGACUUGUUCAAGCCCCUUGUGUGCUUGAUGAAGAGAGCCUUCAAGCUUUGUUUGAUGAGCCACUAGGAAGGGCUCUACAAGAAGGGGAGGAUGCAGCCUCUAAGGCAAGACCAGGAGAUAAAAGAAAGGAUCCACCAGCUCAGGCCCCUUCAGUCAAGCCAUCUCAGCUCACAAUGACUUUGUUCCCCACCAAGUUUGAAAAUGGGAAGAUUGAGUACAAGAUAAGGUACAAGGGGAGAUCAAGGCCAUUCUCUAGAGCCAAGGCCUUGGUGACUUCAGAACAGUCCAGGGACCCAACCAAGCUAAAGGAGCUUCUGUCUCAAGUCCUCACUAUCACCCUUGAUGGUGGGACUAGCUCAACCAAUGCCUAA